Molecule: messenger RNA, 360 nt
Organism: Capronia coronata CBS 617.96
Lineage: Eukaryota; Fungi; Ascomycota; Eurotiomycetes; Chaetothyriales; Herpotrichiellaceae
Exons: 3
Coding region: 1-360 (119 amino acids)
Biological process (GO): resolution of meiotic recombination intermediates; replication fork processing
Cellular component (GO): FANCM-MHF complex; Fanconi anaemia nuclear complex
Molecular function (GO): chromatin binding; protein heterodimerization activity
Source: RefSeq, a predicted model, not a curated record
AUGGCUUCCACAACUGAUGUCGAGGCGGAGGCGCUACAAAAGAAACUGCGCUCGGCCCUUUGGUUCCAAAUCGGCAAGAUCGUCGACGAAGAGAGCAUCAAUCUUGGUGUCAAUGCAACUCCGCAGUUCAUCGGAAGUCUGAUGGAGCUGGUUUGGGCGCAAAUCGGAAACGCGGCUAUCGAUCUCGAAGCGUUCGCCAAACAUGCUGGACGGAACACAAUCAAGCCAGACGACGUCAUGCUCUUGACCCGGCGCAAUGAGGGUCUGGAGCAGAUUCUCCGACAGGAGCUUCGGAGACUCGAGGCAGAGAAGAAGAAGAAUAAGAAAAACCAAAAUAAGAAUGACGGACAGACGACAUGA